Lachancea nothofagi CBS 11611 is the source of this 3354-nucleotide messenger RNA. Lineage: Eukaryota; Fungi; Ascomycota; Saccharomycetes; Saccharomycetales; Saccharomycetaceae. The record is from the annotation of a GenBank genome assembly.
AUGAAGCAGCCGAAAGGCAUUAUGUUGCUGUUCAUGUCUUUAAUGAUAUCUUGCUUCCUCAAUACAUUAGUUUCAGGAGACUGGCUUCGAUGGGGUAACAAAGAGAAUACCCUCACUACGGGGACAAGAACAUUAGCUGUGGAUACACUUCAUGCGGAGGUGCACACUGCCAAACCCACAAUAUUUCGGAAAAGUAAGAGAAGCGACAAUCCUAAAAAAGUCGAAACACGCACUGUUAACAAAAGUGCCGAACCUCGUGGCGACCUCAGACACAGCUCAUACAGACAGCUGCGUGAUGCGCAUGGCGUGGCUGAAGAUACCUCGUCAAAAACCGGAGUCUCUUUGGUCUUUAAUGAAAGAGAUCCUGAGGCUUUUGAGCUGACGAAUGUUUUGAUAGCGACAGACUUAGAAGGAGGGAUUCAUGCUUUAAGCAGGAAAACCGGCGAAAUUUAUUGGUCAAUAAACAAUGCCAGCGCGCCAGCGAUAUCGGUGACAGAACCAGCAGCGCCGAAUAACGAGACCCUUAUUGUAGAACCCUAUGGCGAUGGUAACAUAUACUAUUACAACAUUUUUCAAGGACUGCAGAAGUUGCCUAUAUCCAUUAAGCAACUCGUUAAUGUCUCGCCACUGGAUCUAAAAACCAAGAUUGUUAUAGAUGGAGAGGGCACUACCAUAGAGGACGAAAAGAUAUAUACGGGCUCACGGCAAUCUGCGGUCUAUAAAAUCAAUAUGGAGACAGGUCAGAUCGUUUCCGCAUAUGGGCCAGGAACUGGAAACAAAUGCUUUAGCGACCUGGAAUCAAAUGGAAAAGAUGACCAUACAACCAAGCCAGAUUACGACGGUACCUUUGUUAUUGGUAAGACAACUUACCAAUUGAGUAUUCACAACAAACAUGGAAUUGUUUAUAACGUGUCAUACGGCACAUGGCAACAAAAUUCGGCAGAUGCGAGUUUAGCAUCAACAUACGAGCGUUUCUCUGACGGUGUUUUUGUUGCUACAUUCAACGAAAGAUCUCUACUUGCCGUGCAUUCUGAUUUAAGGUAUGCCAAGUGGAUCUCACCGCCGUUUCAGAGUACCAUCAACAAUAUCUUUGAUGUAUUUGUUGAUAAAAGUACAAAUGAAAGGAUUCUUAUGCCUCAUCCCAUCAGCUCAAAAUCAGAGGGUCGUAGCGGUGAAAAGGUUUUUUUAGGGUUGACUUCAGACGACUGCUGGUUUGCCAUGUCAGACGUAUUUUAUCCUUCCUUGGUAGAUUCCGCUUCUAUUAUCGGAGGCGACCAAAUGAGGAACAGAAAAAACAUUUCUGCCUUUCAUGAUAGAAAUGCCAUUCGAGAUGCUAUGCUUGGCGUUCAUGAAUUGUCGAGUCUCCAAUUUGAGCAGGUUUUCAACGAUGAGCCUCAUUCUGUUCCAAAGUCUCUACCUGGGAGUUCAAGGCUACUCAUCGAUGGUCCGAAGCGGCCUCUAAGCGAAAGUAGUGGACUUAUUGUUGAAGAAAAUCCGCCAAAAGCUUUAGAUAGAUACAUUUCCAAAGAAGAGCUCCUGGCCCUCAGGCUAGAGGCACAAGAGCAGAUAGCAUUGAAACUGCUUUCUAAUCACCAAAAGUCAUUUGCGUACCGGCUCGCCAAUUUUGUCUAUCGAAUAGUCGAGGGGGGAUUGAUGUUAGUUUUUUCUUUUUUUGUUUUGGGAAUGCUGUCAAGGUUCAAAAUCAUAGCACCACUACACGUAUUGCUGGAGCGCAAUGGGUUCACAAAGAGCAAUGAAAUCAAAGCGGGCUCUAUCGAGAUCGAAGAGUCAUCAAGAGGUCAAAAAAAUAAUGGCUCAGGGAUGGAAGCCGCCAGUAAACACGUUAAGAUUGUCGAACCAGAGGAAGACGGCAACAAACAGCAUAGCGAAAGUUCAUCAACUGAUCGUAAAAGACGCAAAAGGGGAUCAAGAGGGGGGAAGAAACCUAAAAAAGGAUUGGACAACUUACUAUCAAAGGAAGAUCAUAGAGCCCAAGAUUACGAGAAUGAAAGUGACCUUAAACAUCUGACUGUCUCGAAAAAGGUUUUAGGGUACGGUUCAUCAGGAACAGUUGUAUUUCAGGGCACAUUUCAGCAAAGGCCAGUCGCAAUCAAAAGGAUGCUAAUUGACUUUUAUGACAUUGGAACUCAAGAAAUCAAGCUGUUAACCGAAAGCGAUCACCACCCUAAUGUUGUCAGGUACUAUUGUUCGGAGUCUUCGGGAAGGUUUCUUUACAUCGCUCUAGAGUUGUGCACAUCGAGUCUAGAAGAUGUUGUAGAAGGUAAAGGGACAAGCUCUCUAGUAUCGGACGCUCGGAAAAAGCUUAAUUCUGUAAAUGUCUUGUUCCAGAUAGCUCAGGGGGUAGCUCAUUUGCAUUCUAUGAAAAUUGUUCACAGGGACUUGAAACCUCAAAACAUUCUGGUAGCUCCAACUCGCAAAUACAUGCAACAUUUGGACUCCAGUUUAGCACCAAUGCGUAUUUUGAUUUCGGAUUUUGGGCUUUGUAAAAGACUGGAACCAGAUCAAUCAUCAUUCCACACAAAUCAGGGAAAUGCUUCCGGUACAAGCGGCUGGAAAGCGCCGGAGCUUUUGGACGGAUACCAUCGGCAAGAUUUUGAAAACGACGAAUGUACCAGCAGUGAAGGCGGCGCCAUAAGUAGUGAAUCAUUUAUUCGUGAUUCUUCAGGUCCCAAGCGUUUGACAAGGGCCAUUGACAUUUUUUCUAUGGGCUGUGUUUUUUACUACGUGCUUUCUAAAGGUGACCAUCCAUUUGGCGAUAGAUAUUCCAGAGACGGUGGUAUAUUAAAAGCCGAAUACUGCUUGGAUGGAAUAAACAAGUCCCUCCGAGACAGGUACGCUAUCAUCGAGGCCACAGACCUGAUUACUCAAAUGAUAUCAAGCCAGCCUGACAAAAGGCCAACGGCAGCACGAGUACUGAAGCACCCAUUGUUUUGGUCGCAUUCAAAAAAGCUAGAGUUUUUACUCAAGGUCAGUGACCGAUUUGAAAUCGAGAGGCGAGUUCCUCCAAGUAGCCUUCUACUUAAGCUAGAAGAAGCUUCUGAACGCGUCAUCCCUAACCGUGAUUGGACCGUCAAGUUUGAUACCGUCUUUAUGGAAAACCUCGGAAAAUAUAGAAAGUAUAGUGGAGAAAAGCUUAUGGAUCUACUUAGAGCUUUCCGCAACAAGUAUCACCAUUUCAUGGAUCUUCCACCCGAGCUUGCAGAGGUUAUGGGCCCCAUUCCUGACGGCUUCUAUUUAUACUUUGCCAGAAGAUUUCCUCGUCUGCUGAUAGAAAUAUACUUCGUGGUCCAAAAGCAUUUGAAGGAUGAUCAAAUAUUGAGUGCCUAUUUUUAG